AAUGUAAUAAAAACUCAAAUGCUUAUAUUUAGUUUUUUUGGUUAGAGUGUCUUUAAUAAUUGAUCUCAUUGAUACUCAGCUACGGCUGCUUUUCACUUCAGCGUGCGACUUUAAAAAUGGAGGCCAAAGCGAUGUCGACGGCCUCGACGACGGCUAGUUCUCCGCUCAGCGACGAAGGGAAGGAAAGAGGUUCGCGCAAGUUUAAGGACGAAGAUCUCGAGUACGACAUAACUUUCCCAUCCGCUGACAAGCAGCUCAAUCUGCCGACAGCCAAGGAGCCCGUCGUCUACUUAUUAGGUUGGGCUGGAUGCAAGGACAAGCACUUGUCCAAGUACGGUGCCAUCUACGAAGAUCAAGGGUGCAUUACAAUUCGUUACAUCGCCCCCGUCGAAGAGCUCUUCAAGCGGAGCUACGGCGGCGCACUGGAGGAGCAAGCCUACUCGCUUCUUGGCUUACUGGAGGACUUCAAACUUGAAGAGCACCCGCUGUUCUUUCACGCGUUCAGCAACGGUGGCGCCUUCGUCUACUCGCUGAUGAAUCGACACUUUAGGGACGAUGUCCAGGUCAUGUCAAAGAUUCGAGGUGUGAUCUUCGACAGUGGCCCCGCUCGCGUUGGCUUCUGGCAGUGCGUCAGCGUCAUGGCAACCUUCGUCGAGGGCCGCUCGGUGUUCCGCUACACCGUGGCAUUCUUCUGGGCAUUGGCCAUGUGGUUUUACUCGGCGCUGACGUCACUGGGCAGCCUAGUUCUCUCCACCAGGUUCCAGCGGUGCGAGUCUGCUUACGACGCCCUGCUCGCCGAGAGCCCACUCUGUCCGCAGCUGUUUCUCUACUCGGAGAAGGAUGCCGUCUGCAGCCACCAGAGCAUCCGCGCAUUUGCAGAUGCACGCCGCACUAAAGGCGUGCCAGUGGAAGAAGUGUUCUGGCAGGACUCUCCACAUGUGCAGCACUUUGUUCUCCACCGAAAUCAGUACGUCACAAGUGUCACGGACUUUAUGCGUCGUUGUCUCGAAGGCACAAUUCAGGUGUCUUCGCCCAUCGGCAAGAAGAACCGCUGAUGGGUAUGUGUUCACUCGUGGAGUUGCUGAUGCCGGGGCCAUGUUCUGGGACACAUGGUUGCAAUGAUGCUUUCAAUUUCACACGACACCGCAUCUGAAGGCAUUCAUCUUGUCCGACACCCCCUCCUCAAUUUUUUCUGUCAUGUUCUGCAGCAUCCUACAUGCCUUUUUCAUUUGAGCGCAACGAAACUUUUGGCCGUGAAAUACGCGUCAAGUUGAAUGCUAUUGGG
Molecule: messenger RNA, 1285 nt
Organism: Dermacentor silvarum
Lineage: Eukaryota; Metazoa; Arthropoda; Arachnida; Ixodida; Ixodidae
Product: transmembrane protein 53-like
Source: RefSeq, a predicted model, not a curated record